Molecule: messenger RNA, 576 nt
Organism: Trichobilharzia szidati
Lineage: Eukaryota; Metazoa; Platyhelminthes; Trematoda; Strigeidida; Schistosomatidae
Source: the annotation of a GenBank genome assembly
AUGGGGAAUUUCGUUGGACCUAGAAAAAAAUUAUCAAGAGAAGAUUUAACUUUUCUUAAAGAGAAUACACAUUUCACUAAAAGACAAAUAAAACAAUGGUACAAUGGAUUUAUACGUGAUUGUCCAUCUGGUCAGUUGAGCAAAAAGAAAUUUAUUGAAGUCUAUUCUGGCUUCUUUCCAGACGGUAAUGCUGAAGAAUUCUGCACACAUGUUUUUCGAACAUUCGAUAAAGACAAUUCAGGAAGGAUAGACUUUAAAGAAUUUCUACUCGCCAUCAAUAUCACAUCUGGUGGAGAUCCAGAGGAGAAAUUGGAAUGGGCUUAUCAAAUGUAUGACAUUGAUGGCAAUGGUACAAUAGAACGGACAGAAAUGGUUGAAAUUAUACGAGCUAUUUAUUCAAUGCUUGGCACAGACAAUACAGCUGUAGACAUAAGCCCUGAGGCUAGAGCUGAAGAAAUUUUCGAGAAAAUGGAUGAAAACGGUGAUGGUGUGUUAACACGUGAAGAAUUUAUGAAAGGUUGCAUGGAAGACAGUCAACUUAAGGCUAUGCUAUUGGCAGAUGAUCCAGUUGAAUAA